AUGUGCCGGAGCUUCUGGAGGUUCUGCCGUGACGGUUUUAAAAAGAUCUGCCUUCAGAAAAAGGAGGACGAGCCCCUCCCUUCAUCUGAGUGUAUUUUUCACAAAGACAAAAUCGAGGAACUUGGCUGUGUUUUGGGAAAUGAAUCUGUGAGCAUUUAUAAGAGAGCUCAAGCUGCCUAUAAGAUUGGACUUUUGGCCUUCACAGGAGGCCCAACUGCCGCCCGAUUUGCAACUCCGCACAUGAGAGAAGUAGCAAACCUACUGCAAAAUGAGCCCAUGGCAUCCAAACCCAAAAUCCUGCUUCUCCAGAGCGUGGCAUACUGGUGCUACUUAAAUCCGGCGAGCCAGGGAAAAGCCCUGAGUCUGCACUUUCUCACAGGCCUCACAAAUAUUUUCCAGGACCAAUCCGAGUACACCAGCAGACAGGAGAAAAACAAGGACCUGCUCGUGAAAUUUUGGGCUUGCUAUGCUCUCUCCAUCCUGACCUGCAACAAUCUACCUUGGGUGAAGAAGCUGAGCAGCUGCCGAUAUCUGAAAUAUAGUCUGCAAACGUUAGCUUCUGAGGACUGGUCUGGAUGGCCUGAGAAUUUCGCAGAAGUGCUCUAUUUCCUCAUUGGCUUUCACCUCAAUUAA
Molecule: messenger RNA, 633 nt
Organism: Sorex fumeus (smoky shrew)
Lineage: Eukaryota; Metazoa; Chordata; Mammalia; Eulipotyphla; Soricidae
Gene: ARMH2
Product: armadillo like helical domain containing 2
Exons: 2
Coding region: 1-633 (210 amino acids)
Source: RefSeq, a predicted model, not a curated record